CCGCCCAGGAGAUGGAACGGAUGGAAGUGGACCAUUGCGCAGGCGCAGCUGGCGGGACUUUACGCAGGUCCAAUAGCGCCCCCAUGAUUACGAGUGUCGGCGAGCGCAUAGCCGCCUCCAGCCAGGUCUCCUUCCGAUACAGACGAGUGUCCGUCAACUGCAGCUCUCAGGAGGACAACAUGGACGCAGCAUUGGGAGGAACCCUGCAGAGAACACAAGUCAGUGACGGGGCGCUUCCUGUCAGCAGCCCGUGGCACGAGCACUCUCGUGAGUGGGUUCGCUCGCACGACAGCGACGUCACGCCAAACUCCUCGCCCAGACCCAGCCGGAGGUUCAGACCUGCGGGCAGAGCCUGUGUCCGAUGGCCCUCCUUGACGCCGCUCAAGAGGAAAGGAGGGGCGGAGUCAGACAGUCCGCCCAAAAAGCUUUUUGUCACCGGCGUUCUGGACCCCGCCGCCCACACGGCCAGCGCCUCGCUUGCAGACUCCGCCCCCAGCCCUCAGUCGUCUCCGCUCGCCUCCCACCUGCACCCGGCGCAUUAAUAACCCAUUCCUAAAGGCAGUGGGCGGAGCCAGAAGUGCCUUAGAGCGACAUCCAGCACGUCAUUAGCCAGCAAGGAGCAAC
Entelurus aequoreus (snake pipefish) is the source of this 624-nucleotide messenger RNA. RefSeq names its product PABIR family member 2-like. The record is from RefSeq and is a predicted model, not a curated record. Bases 12 to 542 code for a protein of 176 amino acids. The transcript has a single exon. Lineage: Eukaryota; Metazoa; Chordata; Actinopteri; Syngnathiformes; Syngnathidae.